CGCAUCAAUGGCCCCCGUGGUAGUCACAUGACGGUAGUUAGAUUCUCAUUCUCUCUUUCCUGCUUGCGUAAGGUCCCACCAAGCUGCAUUGAACUCGGGAAAAGACGUCAAAAUGUUAAAUAUUGCACUACUUCUUGCCUGUUUGGCAAUGGCGUAUGGCACCAAUACAACAGUCAUUACUCCAACUCCCUUCCCAUCUUCUGCAAUGGCAUCCCUGGCACCACCAACAACAGCAGCCCUUUUGACAACACCAGUAACAAUUGUACCAUCAACCAUUUCUAUGCAUUCCAGUCCGUCAAUCUCUGUAUCAGUGGCAUCAUCAGUAAUGCCUUCUUCAACAAGUGUGGCACCCACAACUCCACCAGCUACCACAACUAAAGCACCAACCACCCCUCCUAAGCCGACAUUUGGAGACUAUAGUGUAAAGGAUAAGCAAGGCAUGUUCUGUCUUCUAGCGCAGCUAAGUGCUACCUUCAAUGUCACUUAUCUUAAGAAGAAGGCAGGCAAUAAGACAGAAGAGAUGUCAUCUACAGUCUCUAUGCCGUUUAACAAAAGCUUAGUUGACACAUCAAACAGUAAGUGUUCUGAGGAGAAUGGCAUUUCCACACUGGAAGUUGUCUGGCCGGUGAAAGAGAAGUUCUACACAUUUGCCCUGACAUUUGCUGCAGCAGAAAGCAAGGAGGACAGUAAUGGCGUAAACUACACAGAUUGGAACAUCAAGCAUAUCGCCUUUGUUGUGAACACUAUCAAUAAUAAGGAUUUUGAGAAUGCUACAGAACAAAUUAUCAAAGUUGCAUCUAAUGGUACAGGAAUGUCUGGAUUCCAUGCCAAAUAUGGCAAAUACUACAACUGUGCUGGAAAGAGAUCAUAUAAAAUUGAAGACACUGUUUCUGUUCAGCUUGACCAUGUGAAAGUAGAGCCUUUUGUCAAGAGUCCGUCUAAGAACGAAACCUUCUCUGGAGAUUAUGAAGACUGCGAGAAUGAGAACCCCUCCAAAAAGCCAGAUGAUGAUAACAUUGUGCCGAUUGCUGUUGGCUGUGCCCUUGCAGGACUCGUCCUUAUUGUGCUAAUUGCAUACAUUAUUGGGCGCAGAAAGAGCCAUCGCGGCUAUGAAAAAGUCUAAAGACCUUUAUGAUCAUUACUACACGGCUUGACCAGACUUAUUUUGGAGUCACCUUUUUAUAUUGCAGUCAAACACUCAGGUUGAUUUAUUGAGAGAGAUACCUGUGCUGUUUAAGACCCUUUAAUAACUGGAAUAAUGGGUCAGUCAGCACCCUCAAGUCCACAGACAAAAAAGCUUUCUGUGCCCUUUUGGUAGUUUCACAGAGGAACUUUUUCACAGUUCCUCCCCAAGCAUGAGUCAAAAGCCUGAUAAUAGUCUGACCUUCACUACACUCACUGAAGGCUGAUAGAACCUCUGUGCUAUUUUCCAGCCUUUUUGAUUAUCGUAAUGAUUUGUUUUCCCAAAGAAUAGAAAGUAAUGCUAAUUGGUUUUCUUGCACAUAAAGAAUGGUAAAUAGGUUUGUCCGGAUAUAUUCUUUGUUGUUAUCUCUUCUGAUGGACAAAUUAAAUUAUUAAAAUAAUCACCUGGCUUUA
Molecule: messenger RNA, 1596 nt
Organism: Nematostella vectensis (starlet sea anemone)
Lineage: Eukaryota; Metazoa; Cnidaria; Anthozoa; Actiniaria; Edwardsiidae
Product: lysosome-associated membrane glycoprotein 1
Exons: 5
Coding region: 113-1123 (336 amino acids)
Cellular component (GO): membrane
Source: RefSeq, a predicted model, not a curated record